AGCUGUUCAAACCAGGGACCUAUGGUAACAUGUGUCAUCAUAUAAUCAGUGAUAACUAGAACCAUAUAAUUAGCUGAAGAAGACUGAUGUGUGCGUAGCCAGACAGCAAAGCGACUUGCCUCUCUCUUUUUUUUUUCUCGUCAACAAAAAGCAUCUCAGUUGCGGAGUUGACAGUCUCAGAAUCGAAUGCACGUGCAAAGUGCCAAAGUCUUUUCGUAGGAGUAGAAAAAGUCACUCCAAAGGCAGCAACACCAGAGGGGAAAAGCGUGAACGACGCUGCUAUUUUUACGUUUGAAAGGCACGGAAAAUCAUAAAUACUAGUACUUCUAUAUGAUAGUAAUAAAAAAAUUAAUUAAAAUGCUUCAAAAUCAAACAAAAAAAUAGUACAGUACUUAACAUAAAAAACUCUGAAGUUGCGUAAAUAUUACUCGCAUCAAUUCUGUAAUAACUUCAUUCAUAAAUGCAUCACUGAAACGUAGAAACUUAAAUAUUACUCGUACUGUCACUUUUUUUCAUGGCACUCUUAUAUACCCAUCAUUGAACGCAACCUAAUUAUGUGCAUACUUUAAGAUACUUUUGGUCAUCGAUUUAGUAAUGAAAUGUUCAGAUUUCUUUAACAGUCACUCACGGUAAAAAUAAAUAAAUUUUUCUCAAAUGGGUAUUUGUUGUCCUCUUUUGUUAGUGUUAAUUAAAAACUUAAAAUGCAUGGAAAGCAACACAAAUUGGGCCGAGUUCCCAUGAGAUGAUUCUCUCUGUCUUCGGGACUCAUCGAACACGAAGCUCCGAUAUUUCCUAUAAAUUCGUUCAGAAGCUUGUUCUUACACAAUUCAAACCGGCUUAUAAUAUGUGAAAAAUAUCGAUUUGCUUUAAUUAAUUAAAAUAAAAGAAAAAUGUUAGGAGUUGAAACUGAUUUGACAAAUAAUGACCAUAUGUAAAUCGUUAGCGAGCAAGUCACACAGUGCGAUUUAUCAGCUCUUUUAUUUUCCUCGUGGUUACUCAAUCCUCAAGGAAUCUCAAUCUCUACGUUAUCAUCAAUCAGAAGGUUCAGCCGUUCUGACCAAUAAAAACUUCAAACUAUGCGCAAAAUUAUUGGAUUAUACGUACUAACUACUACGUAUUAACUAUUAUUCAUAUAUUAUAUACAUUGUACACGUAUAGUCGAAUUAUUUACAAUAAUAUAUAUGUAAGUAUAUUGAUAUCUUAAUGCGCAAACACAAAUAUUCUUAUCAGUGUGAUAUAUAUAUAUAUAUAUAUAUAUAUAUAUAUAUAUCGAUUUAAAAUUAUAAUUAGACACGAUCACGUCACCGUAUCAUUGAAAAAAGCUCUUCAUUAGUCACGGUCAGACAUUAUCAUAUGACAUGAUCACUGAAAAAUGAGAACAUUAUUUUAGUAUUUCAGGAUAAACAUUCAUUAGUAGUAAAUGAGAUACAAGAGGAGAUUAUAUACAAAACAAGUGAAGUAAACACAUAGUAUAUGCGAAAAAGAUCAAUCAAUAAUUAAUACCUUUUCUAAUGGAAUUAUAUACUACUGUUUUUUUUGUAAAUUAAUUAUAUACUGUUUUGUUUCAAAAAUGUAACUAUUUAAGUAUGUAUGUAACCUGUUGUCGUUGACUCGUUGGAAUUUACUUACUAACUUGCACUUAUAUUUAUACGGGCUUUACAUCUAUUUGAUUAUCAAUAUUGAGAAUCACUAAAUCUUUGAACAUAUCGCACAUUUCUCGGCUUCGAAUUGAUCUAUUUCUCGUCUAUAAAUAAUCAAAGCUAAUAAAGAAUAAUUUUUUUUUUUGAUGAAAUGUUAAAUUUAUUGAUCAACUUUUAAAAAGAUAUUAUGUACAUCUAUAAGUCUUUUACUAACCGAAACCUUAUUAAAGAAUCAACAAAAUUGAAAAACGUAUGAAAAAAGUAUAGAGCACUCCUUUGCAAGAGCUCCAAGUCCGUAAUAAAGAAUAAUUUGCUAGUUAAGUUUUGGUUAGCUUAAGCCCAAAGAUCUAAACAGUCAUAUUACUUAUAGGUUGAUGCAACCUAAUUAUCUAAUCUAUAUUUUUUGAUACGGAUUAAAAACAUGGAUAAUAGUAUAAAUGAAAAUUGUUUGUAAACAUAGAUAGCACUAUAAAAAAAAAAAGUAUAAUGUCAUUUUAAUAAUUUCAUUAAUAUAAUUACUCAACUUAACAAUUUUAUUAAUUAUAUUAUCUUAAUAAUACAUCACAUCAUUAAUCAUAUUACCACAAUAGUAAUAGUACAAAUGUUUAUUUAUUUGUUCAUCAACAUUAACUUUGUGCCAAUUAUAAAAUCAAAAAUGUAAAAUACUAGGUUUUGCAUAUGGUUAAACAUUCGUUUUAGUUUGUUUUAUUAAAACUUUUUUUUUAUUUUAGUUUCACUCGGUGGGAAAUUACGUAGCCAAAAACAUAAUUUAAAGAUAUGUUUUUGUGAAUAAAAUAAUAACUUAAAUCAAAAUAAUAAAAAUGCAUUACAUUUAUUAUCAUUUAAUUUUCACUCCAUAUAAUUAUUUUACUAAAUAAAAAAAAUAUUUCUAUUUCACUUAAUUUAGCCAAACCAUAGAAAAAAUCUUUUUAUUAGUUUAUAAAAUCAGUUAAGUAUGAACAUUGGCUAUUCAUUUAAGUACGAGUUGUUUUUUUCAGGUAUCAUUUUUUUUGUUUUGAAAUUAGGCUCAAAUUGAAUUAUGUGUGGGUUUUGAAUUGUGUCAUUAUAGGUAUGAAUGAGUUUAAAAACCUAAAAAUAUAUAAAUAAUAAAUGUAUCUGAAACGGGUUCGAAUAUUUGUACAAAAAAUAAUCAUAUUAUCCGAAGAAAGAUUAGUGAAAGAGUCGGGGUACAACCUUUCUUCUUUACUCUGGCAUGCUUGCUUUCUUUACCCCGGGCCGUUUGUCUUCUAUUCUAUGGAACACAUUUUAAUCCAAGUAUUUUGAAUACAAUUAUUUAUAUUACUACUCAUCUGAAAUAUAUAACACUAAUUAUGAAAAACAAAUAUUAAUGUAUAAAAAUCAAUAUCUAUACAGAUUCGCGGAUCAAUCUCUAAAUCGGUUUAACUUAACAACCCGUAUCAUACGUAUCCUACAAAAAAAAAGAACUAAUCGUAAAUAUACGAAAAUCUUUUACUCCGCUAUAUAUAUAUGAACUUAUACUAAAAUAAAAUACAUUUUGCAUAUGUAUCUACUAGCUUAUUUGUGUACAUAUAUAGCUUGAUAUUUAGCAUGUGGUCGUAUAUCGUGAAGAAAAAUCGUGUUUAACUCUUUCUGUACACGUGGAUAUAGUAUAAAAAGAGAUUACAUGUAGAAAUAGAGAGACUGUGUAUAACUAAAAAACAUUCAUAUAUAAAUAGAGCUUUGCUAGAUCAAGGAUCUUUAUUCAUCCUCUCCGUAUUAUUCUUCUCCUUCUCCUUGUUCUGUUUUUUUAUUGAGGGUUUUAGUCUCAUUCACUUUCCUCUACUAUUUCUUCCAUCAUACAAAACCACAGUUUCUAUCUUAAGAUUAGUACAAUAUACAAACACACAUCAACUGAAACUAUAUUUCUUUUGAUCCUUUAUGUAUAUGUGUACAUAAUUAUAUUUACUAUACCCCGAAAGAAAGCAAGCUAAGGAAUCCUCAAAGGACUUUGUUUUGAUGGAGGAAAACCCGCAUCGAGUUUCACGUAAACACAAUGGCGGGACCCACUGUCAAAACGACGCCGUCUACGAAGAGAGCCGUCGACACCGUCAUCACAUUCACGGCGAUAAAGUCAAAUGCUCUGGCAAGAGAUGCCGGUCGUGGGCGGCGGCUGCUAUUGCUGAUUGUGUAGCGCUUUGUUGCUGUCCAUGUGCGAUCAUAAACUUUCUCACUCUCACUUUCGUUAAAGUCCCGUGGAUGAUCGGACGGCGAUGUCUCGGUCGGAGCCGGAAUAAGAAGAAGAAGAGGAAGCUACACAUGAGACAAGACCGCGGGAAAUUCAUCUGUGAAGAUGUGUUUGAGAUGGCCGGAGGAGAUGAGAAAUGCGGUGGUGGCGUAGGAUGUUGUGGCGGCGGAGAUUAUGAUGAUCACCGGUUUGUAGUGGAGAGAGAUGGGAGUUUAACGAAGGAGGAGGACAAAACGACGACGUCGAGUAGAGGAGAUGAUGAGUCGAGAAUAAGUGCAAGAGUUGAAGCCGAGAGAGUGUGGUUAGAGUUGUAUCAGAUUGGUCAUCUUGGAUUUGGUCGAGUCUCCUUCACUGGGAUCCAAUGAUUUUAAUCAAAAAGUCAAAACGUUCUAGGAAUCUUUUAGUUAGUAUUUAGAAAAUUUCGGAGGAUAUAUAAUGUCAAAUUUUUUCCUAGUCUGUGUGUUCAUAUAGUUAUUAGUAAUUAGCGAGCAAAAUUGUGUCAACUUUGAUAGUGUGCAUUUACAUGUAGUUGACAAUGAAAAGAUUUGCAGAAAUGGUUUAUUCGAUAAAACAUGCUUAAAGCUGGAUCCAUGGUAAAUUUAAGGAUUCAUUUGGUUCAAACUCGAUCCAUUAAAAAUGAUUAAAUUUAUAGGAUCCUAGGAAAGUUUAGUUUAAUAAUACGGAUUUUAAUGGGCCUAUUCCUUAAUAACAUCUAUUGUUGGGCCAAAUAUGAGGCCCAUUAUAAAAGGUCUAACGAUGAUUUAUUUGAGGUGGCAGCUCGUGACCGACCGAGCGUAUUUUAGCAUUCCUCCUUAAUUCUUGUACCAUCCUGAUAUAAAAUGCGCCGUCCGUGCAGAAUAUAUCUUUCUAUUUUCAAAGGACUUUGCGAAUCCACCCUGCUUGAUUGCCUCUAGAGAACGACGACGGAGACGACGAUUUCAGAAAUGGAGAGCGAGCCAACUCGAGUGAUGGUGGCGGUGAACGAGUCGACGAUCAAAGGCUACCCGCACGCGUCGAUAAGCAGCAAAAAGGCGUUCGAGUGGACACUGAAGAAGAUCGUUAGGUCCAACACCUCUGGCUUCAAGCUCCUCUUGCUUCACGCUCAAGUCCAGGACGAAGACGGUUUUGAUGACGUGGACAGCAUAUAUGCUUCCCCUGAUGACUUCCGAAACAUGAGGGAGCGUAACAAGGCUAAUGGACUUCACCUUCUUGAGUUCUUCGUUAAUAAAUGUCAUGAGAUUGGGGUAAAACUCAUUGAUAGAUCUAUACAUCCCUAACUUGUAUUAUGAUCUCAUAUCAGUAGAACUUUUGAUACAUGUACGUUGUUGAACGUGUAGGUUAGGUGUGAGGCCUGGAUCAGGAAAGGUGAUCCCACGGAAGUGAUAUGCCAUGAAGUUAGGCGUGUGAGGCCAGAUUUUCUGGUUGUGGGAAGUCGUGGUCUCGGUCCAUUUCAAAAGGUAUUUGUUGGAACGGUUAGUGAGUUUUGUGUGAAGCAUGCAGAGUGCCCAGUCAUCAUAAUCAAACGCAGUGCUGAAGAGAGUCCACAAGAUCCAGCUGAUGACUAAAUUCCAAAAGCAAGACAAUCCAUGCGGUGUUCUUUUGUCUCUGAGAGACAACAAACUAACCGUAUGUUGCAGUACAUGAGAAGGGAAAAAGGAUAAACAGAACUCUUUUGAAUUAUCUAGUAUGUGGUGCGUCUCUAGUUGUUGUAGAAACUCGAUUCACAUGAUAUAUAUUUGUGUGGUCAAUGCCUUCGUCUUUCAUUCUCUAAAACAUCCAAACAGAAGUUCUAUUAUUCGGUGUGUAAUCUUUCGACUCUUCUGUCUUAAAUAUAUGGUUUAUAUAAAAAACGUAACA
Molecule: messenger RNA, 5703 nt
Organism: Brassica rapa (field mustard)
Lineage: Eukaryota; Viridiplantae; Streptophyta; Magnoliopsida; Brassicales; Brassicaceae
Source: RefSeq, a predicted model, not a curated record